Molecule: messenger RNA, 7522 nt
Organism: Hydractinia symbiolongicarpus
Lineage: Eukaryota; Metazoa; Cnidaria; Hydrozoa; Anthoathecata; Hydractiniidae
Exons: 3
Coding region: 1-5934 (1977 amino acids)
Biological process (GO): DNA repair; telomere maintenance
Molecular function (GO): DNA helicase activity
Source: RefSeq, a predicted model, not a curated record
AUGUCUCUCCUGAAAAUUACUCAUGGAUCGUUUAAUCAAUCCCAUUCUAUGUUCGGCGAAAGUGCUGGAAAACAGUGUGCAUGUUGUAGCUUGUAUGCAGUUUCUUUUUCAACUAGAGUAAAGUCCCCAGGUAAUUGGAAUGUUAAUGAUAUUGAUUUUAUCAUUACAGAAGCAGAUAAACUAUACAAAUCUCUCAAUAAAAACACAUACCUUACGGUACCUGAUCUACCAAACAGUGUGCCUAUAUUUGGAUCUAAUGUUACAAUUACUUAUUUAGAUAAAGAAUAUGGUCUUUUAAGUAGCUAUUCUAUUCCGCGCUUUUUGUCAAAUUUGAAUAACUCAAUUGGAGACGGGUUACUUUUUUUCGUGAAAUUUAUUUGUGUUGCGAUACUCCCUAAAAAGAACUGUGUCUACUUGUUUGAUUCUCAUAGCAGAAAUAACUGCGGUCAGCCAACACCUGAUGGUUUUUCUUCUUUAAUGAAAUUCCAAAGAAAGAGAGAUUUAGAAAUAUACCUUCAUACAACCUACAUUGAUCUAACGACAGUUGAUGAGCCAUAUGAAUUACAAUACAUAAGUAUUGAUUCAGAUGAAGAAGUAAGUCUUUCUCGACUAUAUUCUAACAAAGUCAAUAGAGAAAAGAGUCGUUUACGCAUGGCAACGGAAGCCAACAAGGAAAAAUGUAAAAUAAGACAUGCAACUGAUACCAACAAGGAGAAAGCUAAAAAGCAGCAUGCAACUGAGGAGAAUAAGCAAAAAGCUAAAAAACAGCAAGCAACAGAACACAGCAGGGAUCAAUCUAGAAAACGAAAGGCAACUGUUUCCAAUAAGGAGAAAGCAAAUACAUAUAACAAUGCUGAUGCUAAGCGCAAACAAAAAAGUGCUAAAACAAUAAAUGAUUGCAUUUUAAAUUUCCAGAAAGCUAUUCAGAAUGGCCCCUACUAUGUCUGCAUAGUUUGUAAUAGGAGCCUUUACAAGAAAACUGUAAAAUUAUUUAGCAAAAACAAUUAUGAAGUAAGUUUAUACUAUGUGUUUACAGAUGUUCUAUGCUUUGAUUCUCAUGCUUACAUUUGCAUAACUUGCGAUAAGUAUUUAAAAAAAGCUGAGAUACCCCCGCAGGCUGUUUGGAAUAAGUUAAAUAUUGUUGAUCUUCCUAAUGAAAUUCAAUGUUUAAACAGACUUGAGCAAAUUCUGAUUUCAAAAAGAAUAUUAUUUAAAAAAAUAGCUGUUAUGCCUAAAGGUCAACAACAAAAGAUAAAAGGUGCUAUUUGCAAUGUUCCUAUUCAAGUAGAAGCCGUUAAUAACUGUCUUCCUCAGGGUAUAGAUAGUAGUGGUGUAUUGUUUGUUAAACUGAAGAGAAAAUUGGCUUAUCGAGGCCAUGUUGUGUUUCAAAGUGUACGUCCUGAGCUUUUAAACGAAGCCCUACAAUAUUUGAAAAAUUUCAAUUCCUUUUACUCAGAUGUGCUGAUAAGAAUGGAUAAUAUAACCCAGGAAUUUUUAAGUUUAUGUGAUACAGAUGCUAUGGUUGACACAAAUGAAUUUUCAGUAACAGUUGACAUUGAUGAUGACAAUUUAGAAGCUGAAAACCCCCUAAGUAUGAAUUGUGCAAGUAGCGAUGAAAUGUGUGUUAUACCAAAUUUCCAAAAUCCAGAUGAUGAGGUUUUAGAUAUUGCUCCUGGUGAGAAUAAACAACCACAAUCUUUUUUUUCUGACCAAUACUGUGAGGAGCUUGCAUUUCCCUUUUUAUUUCCCACUGGAAAAUUUGGGUAUAAGGUUGCUAGACCAGUGUACUUGACAGCGACAAAAUAUUUCAACCAGCGUUUGUUAAAUUUUUCCCAGCGCUUUUCUUCAAAUGCUGAUUAUAUAUUUUUUGCUCAUUAUGUAAUGCAACAGUCAAAUUUGUUUAAUCAAAUAAAUAUUGCAACGAAAAAGGUAAAGGGCACAAUAACGGCUGGGCAGUUGCAAAUUAAUUUUCAUGAAACAGUUCGUUCUUUUAUUUGUGAAGGUCAAGGUUACCAAUUUAUGAACUCUAUUAAAGGAACACCUGCUUAUUGGAAACAUUUUCUUUACGAUGUUUUAGCAAUGGUUAAACAGUUAGGAUUGCCAUCAUACUUCCUUACUCUGUCAUGUGCAGAUUUGAGAUGGGAUGAACUGGUAGUGAUAAUAGGAAAAUUGAAUAACAUUGAUGUUAGCAGUAACGAAUUGGAUUAUUUUAGACGUUGUAGUAUUCUUAAUCAAAACCCAGUUUUAACUGCAAGGCACUUUCAAUACAGAGUAGAGAAUUUCUUUAGAGAAAUUUUGCUUCAUAAGAGUAGUCCUAUUGGCCAAGUAGCUAAUUAUGCUAUUAAAGUCGAAUUUCAGUUUAGAGGUUCACCCCACAUCCAUGCUUUUCUUUGGUUGUUAGAUUCACCAACUCUUACAAACGAAACCACAGACAGUUACACAUCUUUUGUUGAUAAUACAAUACGCGCAGACCUCCCUGAUCCAUUAAUUGAGCCUGAAUUACACAACCUUGUCUCUCAAUAUCAAAUCCACUCUCAUUCAAAUUCUUGUCGCAAAUACAAGAACAUUCCAUGUCGUUUUAAUUAUGGACGUUUCUUUACUGAUCGAACAGUUAUAGCCAGUCCAUUACCAGAGAAUAUGUCUGAUUCUGAAAAAUUGAGUUUAUUAUCAGAAAGAACUAAAGUAUUAAAGAAAGUCAAAUUAUUUAUCGAUGAAAAUUUAGACCCUAGUAAGCCUAACUACUUGAGCGACAGCUGCAAGUCCAUACCAGAGAUUUUAUUGGAACUUCACAUAUCAGAAGUUGACUAUUAUAGGGUUUUAGCAAUAUCUCCAAAUCAAGACUUUGAAAUAUACUAUCAUCGACCACCAAAUUCAUGUUUUGUAAAUAAUUACUUUGCAGCAGGACUUUUAGCUUGGAAAGCCAAUUUGGACUUGCAGCCUGUGUUCAAUUAUUAUAAAGCAGUGUCAUAUAUGUGUUCUUAUUUCUCUAAAUCGGAAAAUGAGUCAUCUCUUGCAAUGAAAAAGGCAGCUGAAGAGUCUGAAAAUUUAAACUUGCCAGAUCGUAUGAGAAAAUUAGCCUUAGCAUUUUUAUCACACCGCCAAUGUUCAUUACAGGAAGCUGUUUAUCAGGUAUUGCCAGAGUUAUGGUUACGUAAAUGUUUCCCAGGAAUUGUGUUUGCUAAUACAAAUUUGCCUGAUAAAAGAUACAGAGUUUGUAAAUCUGAAGAAGAAUUAGAAGAAUUGCCUCCAGAUAGUACAGAUGUUUUUAAGCGCAAUAGUUUAGAUCGAUACAUGGAUCGACCCAAUGUUACAUUUAAGCGUGGUCAAUAUUAUAUGAUUAACAAUUUAUGUUUUGCUGAAUUUCUUGCGUAUUAUGUGCUGGACACAAGUAAAAAGCUUGACAUAGUAAAUGAUUAUCAACCAGAGGUUCUUUUAGAUGAUGAUGAAAUUUGUAAUCCCUUAUUGCGUUUACCUAAGUCUGUUCCUCUGAUGUCUUCCAAAGAAAAAUUGAAACGGAGAAAUAAAAAGCGUGUUGUCCGUUAUCAUACUCCUAAUCCAGUUAAUAAAGCGGAAGAGUAUGCCCACCAUUUGUUGAUGUUAUUUUACCCCUUCAGAAAGGAAUCUGAUUUACUUAGCGAAGUUGGAAAUUCUUAUGUUGUUAAACUUAAUGAUCCUGAGGUUCUGAGCAUUGUUAAUGAGAACAAGGCUAGAUUUGAACCAUGGGGUGAUAUGGUAAAUAAUGUUUUAAUGAAUGCUGAUUUUUCACCUCGAACUGAUCAAUUUGCGCAACAAGAGAAUGACAAUGUUGAGGAAAAUGUAGUUAGGGAUAAUGAAUAUCAAGGUGAACAAGCUCAAGGUUUAAAUGCUGCAGCUUCUUCGAAUGCAGGGCACACAUCAACACAGAUUAAUUUAAUGUCAGAUGAUAGUAUUAAUGAAUUAAUACGUAGUUUAAACGAAAAACAACGUUUUCUUUUUGACGUAAUUAAUAGAUGGGCCCGAAGGUCUUCAUGCAUUGAAAAACCAAAUUUGCUUUUGCUUGCACCGACAGGUGUUGCAGCAGUGAAUAUCAAUGGAACCACAAUACAUUCAGCUUUAGGAAUUUCUGUAGAGUCUCGUGGGUUAACCCUUCACAAGCUUCCAGAUAAAAAGAGAUGUAAAUUAAGGCAAGAGCUAUCAGAUGUUAAAGGUAUCAUUAUUGAUGAAAUAUCUAUGGUAUCCAAUAAGUUACUGUUGUAUGUGCAUCAAAGGUUAAUAGAAAUAUUUGGAUGUGUUUCUGAUUUUUCAAAACCAUUUGCUGGCUUAACAAUAAUUUUAGUGGGUGAUUUGCAUCAAUUACCCCCCGUAAUGCAAAAACCAAUUUAUGCAGAAUUCAGCGAUGAAUUGUAUAACAUUUAUCCACUAUGGCGAAACUUUCAGAUGUGUGAAUUGACUGAAGUUAUGAGACAACGGGGUGAUACUGUUCUAAUUGACCUACUAAAUAAUGUUAGGCUAGGAACUCUAUCUUCACAGGAUGAACAUCUCAUCCGUUCACGAUUCAUUGAUGAAAAUAGUAAACACUACCCAAUAAAUGCAUUGCAUAUUUAUGCAGAAAAUGAGCCAGCUAGAGUUCAUAAUGCAAGAUUGUUAAAUAGUUUAAACAGCGCUUUGAUAACAAUAGAUGCCAUUGAUCAAGUUCCGAAAGAAGUCCCUUCUCAUGUUUAUGAAAGAAUUCAAAACUUAAGCCAAUCAAGAACUGGUGGAUUAGCUUUCCAGUUAUCUUUAAAGAUAGGUGCUAAGGCAAUGUUGACAUCUAAUAUUGACAUUCCUGAUAAGCUAAUAAAUGGUCAAAUUGGUACAAUAGUCCAUGUUGUAGCGCAAAAUGAUUCAAUUAAAACCAUUUAUGUUGAAUUUGACAAUCUAAAUGUUGGAACAAGUAAAAUACGUUCAGACAGACUUGCACAACAAUUAAAUGCAGUACCAAUUGAUCGAGUGACUACCGAAAUAAGAACAAACGAGAAAAAACUUUCCUCUCCGGUCAUUAAACGUACCCAAUUUCCUUUAAUGUUAUCAUGGGCUUGUACUGUACACAAAGUUCAAGGCCUAAGUUUACAAGAGGUUGUCAUUAGUUUUAAUUUGCUGAAACAGAGAUCAUUCAAUAAUGGACAGAUGUAUGUAGCUCUCAGCCGUGUAACGUCUUUGCAAGGGCUCCACUUAAUAGGGGUGUUCAAGUCCAGUGCCAUCAAUGUUGACGACAAAGCUAAAAAAGAAUAUCAGUAUUUAAGAGAAAAUCAAAGUUUAAGUUUUACAACAGAUUUGGUGGCAAAGGAAUCUGAACAUAGCAUAUUGUCUUUAGUUGUUUGUAAUGUAAGAUCAUUGCGUAAGCAUUGCAAAGAUUUAUCUUGUGAUAAAACACUUUCAUCUAGUGAUAUUAUUCUCUGCACUGAAACGCAACUGACAAAUACUGAAAAUUUAACAGAUAUCAUGAUUGAUGGUUUUAAAUUGACGUGUAAUAAUGAUAAUGAACACAGAUUUUCUAGCUUAGCAAUGUAUUACAAAAACAAAAUUGAAUUACUAGAUCAUUUCAAAAUUAAUGGUUUUUCUGUUUUAGAAGUUUUAAAUAGCCAUAAUCUUCCAUUGAAAAUUAAAAUAUUGUUAUUGUACAAAAAAAAAGAUAUGCUAGUUGGACAAUUUUUAGAAACUCUAGGCUACCUUUCUGUGUCUAUGAACAUUGAUAUUGUUGUUGGUGAUUUUAAUCUAAAACCAAAUGCACUGCUAGAACAAACGCUUAAUGGUUAUGAACAGGUUGUUUCAGAACCAACGCAUUUAGGGGGGUCGAUACUAGAUCAUGUAUACAUAAAAAAAUCGUUAUUAGAACAGUUUCUUGUUUAUGUGAGUGUAAAAAGUUUGUUCUUUACUGACCAUGAGGCCAUUACAAUUUCUCUUAGAAAUAAAUAGAUUUACAAGAUUCUGGGGGAGGGUGUUGUGGGAUGGUGGUUUUGAGUUUAGGUUUUGCACUGACAAUUACAUAGGGCUUAAAAUAACGGGCGGUCGUCACUGCAAAGAAGAGGCUUUUCAGAGCAUUUUCAGUCCACAAGAUGGCCUCGCCUUUUUGGAAAUGCUCUGAAAAGUGAAAUGCUCUGAAAAGUCUUUUCUCCACAGUGAUGACGUCCUGUUAUUUUAAUAAGCCCUGAAGUAGUCAAGUAAGGAUUCGAAAUAAAUAAAUAAUAUGAUGUGAUUGUGGAAAUAAGAGUGAGUGUCUGCUCAACACUUUUUGAGACAUUGAUUUCAAAGCACUUUUUUGUUUUACCACCACCUACAAUGAGAGGCUACUUACUUUAUAUGUGUAGAGAUAUGCAUGGCAUUGAUAAAAAUAAUGCUAAUGUUGAUUUUAUUUUGUGAUACUGUAUAGUUCAUUGUAAUGUUUAUUCUCUUUCUAAUUUAAAGUAAGUAAUAAGCCUUCUAAUUGUUUUUACAAUAAUUAUGUAUUUUUCGUUUAUAAAACUCUCGAUAACUAGAACUCUGAAGGAGUAUUUGGGUUAUUGAGAGGGAGUUGCACUGUGGGACCAUCCAUUUAGUACGUACGCAUCUAAGUGGGGAGGGGAUCUGAUAAAUGCGUACAUCUAUUGUUUGAAUGACAUCACUUCUAUUAUUUUCUGCGUACUAUGGGGGGAGGGUUUUUUUUUGCGUAUAUACUUUGUGGAUGCUCCUUAUAUUAAAUUACUUUUUAGUAUAUGUAUUUGAAUGUUAUUAGAAAAUCUUUGUAGAAAUUCUCCAACGAUAUACAAAUCUAAUAGACAAUUGAAAUAAUAAUAACAUUCACUUCGAAAUGGCAAUAGACUUUUAACUCACGUAUCUCAAAGAAUUGGAUAACGAAACUUAAAACUGAAAUCCACUUUGAAAUAAAUGUUGCUGGUUUUCAAAUUGAAACUGUUGAAAUUGUCAAAUUGAAAGUGCUGUUUCGAAUUAAAAGAUUUUGUUAUAUGGAUAUACCUACACAAUGUUGUCAUUGGAUAACCAUACCUUACACAAAGCAAUGUUUCCUAGUUAAAGAUAUGAUUAAUCAAUAAUACAAAAACAAGUAUUCCAGCUCUGUGUGAUAGCUAAACGAAGCCACCAUCUUCAUAAUUCUACCUGCCAAGUGGUUUGUGUAUUGUUUCAUUGAUACCUGGUGAAGAAGGUCUAUGUGAUAUUUAUUAUAGUAGAAGAUGUCAUUAAGACGACAACGCUUCGUUUUAUUUCGUGAGUUGAUGAAAAGAGAAAUUUACCGCAGCAAUUUUAUACAAAAUAAACGUACUCGGGAGUAAAAUAUAAAGCAUACACUACUUCCAUAUAAUCUAUUUACUGGAAAUCAGACUGUUUUGUCCGGCAAUUUUUCCUAUGCCAAAUUCAAUUAAAGCUCAAGGAAAUGCAAGAGAAAGGAAUCGGCAAGGAGUCUGUUCUCACUGUUUUAUUUUCAUGUUUAAAUUUUAUUCUUACGAAAACCUAUGAACAAUUGUAAUUGCGUUUUCUUUUGUUAAAUCUAUGAAAGCUAAAAUCCGCACAA